Messenger RNA from Gloeophyllum trabeum ATCC 11539, 1899 nucleotides. Its product is annotated as Allantoicase. Bases 1 to 1746 code for a protein of 581 amino acids. Gene Ontology annotation, molecular function: ureidoglycolate hydrolase activity; allantoicase activity; ureidoglycolate lyase activity. Gene Ontology annotation, biological process: allantoin catabolic process. Lineage: Eukaryota; Fungi; Basidiomycota; Agaricomycetes; Gloeophyllales; Gloeophyllaceae. The transcript is spliced from 11 exons. The record is from RefSeq and is a predicted model, not a curated record.
AUGGCGUACGAAAGGGUUCCUCUAGACAAGUCCUAUGACUUUGCCACAUCAAUCGAACUGUCCAGUGUGGCUCUCGGAGGCAGAGUUGUUUCGGUGUCGGAUGAGUUCUUUGCAGAGGCAUAUAAUCUUCUGUUAGUGGAGCCAGCACAGAGCUGCAAGGGCCAGUUUGGUCCGAAAGGAGCUAUAUACAGCGGAUGGGAAAGUAGACGGCAUAACCCCACAUACGACUGGUGCAUAAUCAAGCUGGGGGCGGCCGGCACUAUCUUCGGAUUUGACGUAGAUACCUCGCAUUUCAAUGGUAAUGAGGCACCUGAAGUAUCCGUCGACGCCCUGUUUUCGACGGAGGAACAAGAACCCCGGGUGGACGAUGCCCGAUGGUUUGAGAUCCUUCCCAAAGUUCCUCUCGGUCCGAACUCUAGACAUCUUUUCAAAAUCCCUGAGACACCCGGGGUUAACUAUGUGAAGCUGAAUAUGUACCCCGACGGAGGCAUUGCACGGUUCCGUGUGUACGGCUUGGUGAAACCCAUUUUCCCAGACAGCGAAACGGAUAUCCUAGAUCUGGCACAUGUUUUGGCUGGAGGACGUGUAGUCUUCACUUCAGACCAGCACUUUGGUGUCGGUUCCAACCUUAUUCUCCCGGGACGAGGUAAGGACAUGGGCGAUGGAUGGGAAACUAAGAGAAGUAGGCAGAAGGGUCACAAGGACUGGGCCAUCAUCAAGCUCGGCGCCGCCGGCUAUCUAGAACAAGUCGAGAUCGAUACUGCGCACUUCAAGGGCAACUUUCCAGAAAGCUGCGAAGUGCACGCCACUAACAGCACAAGCCUGAUACCGGAGGACCAGCCCGAGGAUGCAUGGACCCUCGUACUACCCCGUACCAAGCUCGGCCCGCAUCGCAGACACUUCUUCCAGCUCGAAAACGUCCAUGAUAGCGCGUUCACCCAUGUGCGCGUCACGAUAUAUCCCGAUGGAGGAAUCAAGCGCGUCCGGGUACUAGGUCGGCGAGCGAAGCUGCCUGCUGCGUCAGCCGCCGCUACGACUGCGCCUGUGACGGCGCCCGAACCCUCCGACUCAGCAUCCGAUAUACUCGGCGCCGUGCCAGCGGUUUCAUCGCCAUCAUCAUCAGGACCGACGAUACCGGCCGUCCCGUUGACACCCGAGGCAUUCGCGCCUUUCGGGAAAGUUAUAAUGGGUCACUCCGACCCUGAUGCAGUCCCCCGCGGCACUAAGGUCACGUCCGCGAAUAAUGGGACCGCUAGUAAAUUCCACAAACUCGCGCUUCUGGAGUCGGCGUACCCGCCGGACUCAGGCGCCACGACGGGUAUAUCCGUUUAUAGAUGCUCCCCCAUAUCUGCCAAGCCAGGCGGUCGCUGGGAAGUAAAACUGCUGGAGCGCCACCCGUACACUAACCAGGCUUUCAUUCCUAUGGGUGCUGGCUCGGCUCUGGCCAACCUUGGGGGAGCUGAAGACUCGCUGCAGGCUCCAGGGAAGGCCUAUCUCGUCAUAGUCUCCAAAAAUGGGGAGGACGACAAGCCGGAUCUGAAGACUAUGCGUGCAUUCAUCGCAAGUGCUGGCCAGGGUAUAGUGUACGACACUGGCAUAUGGCACCAUCCUAUGGCCGUUCUUGACACGGACAUGGACUUUGCUUGCGUGGAGACUCAGAUAGGCAACGGGGAUAAAGCAGACUGCGAAGUGAUUGAUUUAGACGGCUCGGCAGGCUAUCACGCCAUCCAAAUACCCGCUCUAUAAUACACUAGCGCGACAAGAUGCAUAGGUGAAUAGAAACGCACUGGACCAGGAUUAUCGCAGAAACUGCACGAUGCGGCGUGCUCACUCAUCACCUUGCAUGUGGACACCUGUUCGCGAUUCUCGAUGAAUAUCGGUCGAUUAGAUCGAUCACCG